Molecule: messenger RNA, 474 nt
Organism: Penicillium cinerascens
Lineage: Eukaryota; Fungi; Ascomycota; Eurotiomycetes; Eurotiales; Aspergillaceae
Exons: 1
Coding region: 1-474 (157 amino acids)
Source: RefSeq, a predicted model, not a curated record
AUGAAGUUCACCUCCAUUGCCAUCAUUGCUCUCGCCGCUGGCGUCCAGGCUAGCGCCUUCAAGCAGAAUGAGCCCGCGGUCCGCGGCAAGGGCAUGGCUAAGGCUGUUGGCACUGGUGUCUCCACUGGCACCCACCCCAUCAUGACCGGCACCUCCAACAACGGCACCCACGGUGGUAGCAACAGCACCGUCACUGCCACCUCCACCAGCACCUUCUGCCCCGGUGGCUGCCCCCCCAAGCACAGCAGCACCGCCCCCGUGGUUGCCCCCAGCUCCAAGCCCUCCAGUGGUGUUAGCGGCGGCGCCGGCUCCAGCUCCGGCUCCAGCUCCGGUGAAGGCUCCAGCUCUUCCAGCGGUGCCAAGCCCAGCACCUCCGGCUUCGUUCCCUCCAGCCCCGGCUCCAAGGUUUCUGUCUCCAUGGCCGGUGCUGCUCUUGGCAGCAUUGCCUAUGGUGCUCUCGUCUUCCUCGCAUAA